AUGUCCUCCAGCCAUGAUGCAAACAAAGCGGCCGAUGAAACGGUCGCACCCGAAGAGUCUGCCAGACAGCCUCGGGAGCCGCCGAUUGAUCCUCAAGCUGGGCACAUUCUAAACUAUACUCCAAUUUCGCGCGUCAUGAGGGCUGCCGUUCCCGGCGAUGUAAUGGUUUCUCGGGAAGCCAUAGAGCUUAUGCAAGAUUGUGUUAGCGAGUUCAUCUCCUUUGUUACGAGCGAAGCUGCAGAAAAAUGCGCAGCUGAGAAGAGGAGGGCGGUGAGCGCCGACGAUGUUCUGACUGCAAUGAACAAGCUCGGAUUCGAGAACUAUUCGGAAGCGCUGAAAAUCUACCUGAGAAGGUACUACGAAAAAAAACAUGCGGGCGCCACCUGCACCAGCGGUCGAACGAAUGAGUGA
Fonsecaea pedrosoi CBS 271.37 is the source of this 411-nucleotide messenger RNA. RefSeq lists its product as uncharacterized. The coding region runs from base 1 to 411 and encodes 136 amino acids. Gene Ontology annotation, molecular function: RNA polymerase II cis-regulatory region sequence-specific DNA binding; DNA-binding transcription activator activity, RNA polymerase II-specific; protein heterodimerization activity. Gene Ontology annotation, cellular component: CCAAT-binding factor complex. NCBI's taxonomy places the organism in Eukaryota, Fungi, Ascomycota, Eurotiomycetes, Chaetothyriales, Herpotrichiellaceae. The transcript is spliced from 3 exons. Gene Ontology annotation, biological process: regulation of transcription by RNA polymerase II. The record is from RefSeq and is a predicted model, not a curated record.